Cylicocyclus nassatus is the source of this 277-nucleotide messenger RNA. The record is from the annotation of a GenBank genome assembly. Lineage: Eukaryota; Metazoa; Nematoda; Chromadorea; Rhabditida; Strongylidae.
GGUUUACCUACGUUUUUUGGAACAGCGUAUAGGAAAACAUUCAUAAAUUGAUUCCUCCAGGAUGCGAUUUCUUCUCAUUACCUUCUUCCUUUCACUCUAUAUAGCAAUCACAUCAGCACAAUGGGGAUGGAUACCCCCACCUCCUCCACGUCCCUUCUUUCCAGUACCAUUCUUGGCUAGACCUGGUUUUGGACCCUUAGGACCAGGUUUCCUUGGUCCCCCAAUAGGAAGAGGAGGAGGCGGUCGAGGUGGCGGUGGCGGAAGAGGAGGAGGAGGU